Molecule: messenger RNA, 2762 nt
Organism: Spodoptera exigua (beet armyworm)
Lineage: Eukaryota; Metazoa; Arthropoda; Insecta; Lepidoptera; Noctuidae
Source: the annotation of a GenBank genome assembly
GUCAAUAUUGACAGUUGUUAGUAUUUCGUUUAUUUUGUUUUGAAGUUCUCGGUUCUUAAUUCUUCGACAAUAAUUUAUCCAGUUAUACGGUUUAUUACUUAACGAAAUAUAGCAAAAAUGAGUCGCAGAAAACGUGCAAAGGUAGAAACCCGGGAACUAGAUGAAAAAUUAAAACAGGAUGAUUCAGAAUCCGAUCAAUCUGAAAAGAGUAAGAUUACAUCUUCUAGUCCUACCUCGGUUGGAGGUCGAAGGGAGUCGUCUUCGAGUCGUAACACGGACGCGAAAGAGAAAAAGGACGAAGCAAAAGCUGAUGAUUCUAAGAACGAUGAUAUUGAGGAAAUCAACUAUAAAGAAAUGCUCAACAGCCUUGAAGGUGCAGCAUUUCAAUCUCGAUUGCCAUUUGACAAGAUGUCAUCUCUAGAAGCUGAGUGUUUUUCUGAUUUGCAAGGAGCUUCAAGCCAUGCUUUUAUUCAAAUAAGAAACCGAAUUUUAAAACUUUGGUUUGAAGAUCCUAAGAAACAGUUAACUCAAGAAUUGGCUGUACAGAAAAUGGAGCCUCCUUACAAUGGUGACCCAGCUCUAGUGAUGAGAACUCAUGCAUUUUUGGAGAGACAUGGCUUUAUAAACUAUGGUAUCUAUGAACGAACUACACCAAUACCUGCCCCACCAAAAGGAAAACAGAGACCGAAAGUCAUAAUAAUUGGUGCAGGGGUGUCUGGUUUGGCUGCAGCUCGGCAACUGCAGUCAUUUGGAUGUGAAGUGGUUAUCCUUGAAGGGAGAGAUAGAGUUGGCGGCAGAAUCGUUACUUACCGGAAAGGACCUUAUGUAGCAGACUUAGGUGCUAUGGUGGUGACCGGUUUGGGUGGAAAUCCAGUGACAACUUUGUCGGUACAAAUGAACAUGGAAUUGCACAAGAUCAAGCAGAAGUGUCCUCUGUAUGAAGCUACAGGAAACCAGGUGCCUAAGCAUAAGGAUGAAAUGGUUGAGCGUGAAUUCAACCGUCUUCUAGACGCCACGUCCUAUUUAUCACAUCAAGUGGAUUUCAAUUAUUACAAUGAUACGCCUGUCUCUCUCGGCCAAGCAUUGGAGUGGGUUAUCAAGCUUCAACAGAAGAAUGUUAAACAUAAACAGGUCCAACAUCUAAAGGCUGUUAUAACAUUGCAAGAGAGACUCAAGUCAAAUAUUAACAAAAUGUCGGAUAUCAAAGAACUCUUGCACUCAAUGAAGGCCGAGAAAGAUGCUUUGCUCGUUGAGAGAGAGAAAGGUGCGACUGGAGACGCGAGCAUUCUACAAGAGUUUAAUUACAGACGCCUUAAUAGAGAAAUGAAUCUGCUAUGUAAUGAAUAUGAGACCCUGGUUUCAACUAACGCUUCUAUUGAAGAAAAGUUGGCGCAACUGGAAACUAAUCCACCCAGUUCUGUGUAUUUGUCGGUGCGUGACAGACAAAUAUUGGAUUGGCAUUUCGCCAAUUUGGAGUUCGCUAACGCAACGCCAUUGGGCAACUUGUCACUCAAACACUGGGAUCAAGACGACGACUUCGAGUUCACUGGGAAUCAUUUAACAGUGCGCAAUGGCUACUCCUGCGUACCGGUGGCCUUGGCUGAUGGCUUGGACAUCAAGCUUGGUACAGCAGUCACGGACAUCCAGUAUGGAGGGCCAGGAGUUACUGUCAAGGCUGUCAGUACUCGGAAUCCAAGUCAACCGCAAACUUUCAAAGGUGAUGUUGUACUGUGUACACUGCCCCUGGGCGUGCUGAAGGUAGCUGUGGCGAACAAUGGACAAAACCAACAGAACUUCGUCAAAUUUGAUCCCCCAUUACCCGAUUGGAAGGUUGCAGCUAUUAAAAGGCUUGGUUAUGGAAAUCUAAACAAAGUUGUUCUAUGUUUCGAACGAACAUUCUGGGACCCGAGCGCCAAUCUUUUCGGCCAUGUCGGAACGACCACCGCUAGCAGAGGUGAAUUGUUCCUGUUUUGGAACUUGUACAGUGCACCGGUUUUGUUGGCUCUCGUAGCAGGGGAAGCAGCAGCUGUCAUGGAAAAUGUCACAGAUGACGUCAUUGUAGGGAGAUGCAUCGCUGUCCUGAAGAGUAUUUUUGGCCACGCCGCGGUACCUCAGCCUAAGGAAUGUGUAGUUACCAGAUGGCGUGCCGACCCUUAUGCUCGUGGCUCCUACAGUUUUGUGGCUGUUGGUUCAUCUGGUACCGACUACGAUCUACUAGCAGCCCCCGUUCCUGGAGCCCCCGGAGAGAAUAGACUCUUCUUUGCCGGUGAACACACAAUGCGCAAUUAUCCGGCGACUGUCCACGGUGCCUUCCUAUCUGGUCUUCGCGAGGCUGGCCGCUUAGCAGAUCUCCUAUUGCCGCAACCACCAAUCACGAACGCGAGCGUUGCUGCAGCUACCGCAGCAGCAUCGGCUGCAGCCAAUCAGUCUUAGUUUAAGCUCCGCCAUUUUCUUGUUCCUUAGUUUGCUCAAUAUUUGAUUUUUUAAUUCUCUUCUUUUGAUUUGUUCUUUUUUAUGAUAAUGAGAUUACGUGUGACUUAUUCUUGCAUUUAAAUUUCUUUGAAAAGUGUGUAAUAAUUAUAACAAUAAACCUUUUUUGCACUCGGAAAAGGAUUGUGUAAAAUCUAUAAUAUAAGCAAUUUAAGACUCAAUUGAUUUAGCCAAUUGAUAGGAGCUGAGAAGCUUAGUGUUUAAGGAUAUAUUAGCAAAUACUUAUUUUCUUUUCACCUUUUUUACGCUAGAAAAAAUUUAAGCACAUAGCA